AUGGCCAGCCUGCGGCUCACCCGCGCGGAGCGUGCGGACCUCAGACAGUUUGUUCAUGUUGAAGUUUCUCCAAAGAAGCAGAGUCUGGCGCUGCUCUGCGACCGGGUGGAGACGAAGAUAUUCGACACCCUGCACAAGAUACGGUCCAAAGACCCAGCUAUCUAUGACAAGGGCAAGGUGUUUUUCGACGACGCCGACUUCCAGGAGAGCAAGGACGCCGCGAAGAAGAGCGCGGGCUCGAGCGAGAAGAAGGGGAUGAAGUACAAGGAUUUCCUCCGGGAGACCCUGAUGAAAGAAGGAGCCGACGCCAUAGUCAAGGAGGAGGAGCGCCUGGAGAAGAAGGCUCAGAAGGCCAAAGGAAAGAUGAAGACGCCUGAAGAGGAGCAGAAGGACCUGCGGGCGGAGAUCUUGUCCGCGGCGAAAGGUCUUGAUGAAGAUGCUCAGUCCGACGACGACCUGUUCACCAUCAAGGUAAAGACGCCAAAGGAGAAAGAGCAGGAGGAGGCAGAGCUCGACUCCUUCGCAAAGCGCAUGAAGACGGACAGCAAAGGCGACGCCGACGAUAUCAUGACCAGAUAUUGGAAGGCUGACGAAGACUUGGAUGACAGCGAGUGCUUCUUGCGCGAUUUCAUCCUCAACGAGGAGUGGAAGGAGACUACGUCAAUACAGGCGUCGUCUUCCCGCGCGGGCGCGAAAGACCACGGCAGCGAGGACGAGGAGGAGCACCUCGAAGAUGCGGACGAGUUCGAGAAGGAGUACAACUUCCGCUUCGAGGUGGAGGAGGGGCAGCAGAUCCAGAGCUAUUCCCGCUUCCAAGAGUCGUCCGUGCGGCAACGUCCUGACAAGCGAAAGCGGCAGCGCGCUGCAAAAGCUGAUCGCAAGGAGUCGGAGAAGAUCCGGCGCACCGAGGAGCUGAAGCGCCUGAAGAACCUGAAGAAGCAGGAGAUCAGGCGGCGCCUGGAGCAGAUCAAGGAGGUCACCGGGAACGAGGACCGCGCUCCGCCGGACGGGCACGGCGCGCUGGAGUCGAAGCUGUGA
Molecule: messenger RNA, 1038 nt
Organism: Prorocentrum cordatum
Lineage: Eukaryota; Dinophyceae; Prorocentrales; Prorocentraceae
Source: the annotation of a GenBank genome assembly